AUGGAGGGACCCUUUGGCACAAUCAAACUCAUCAAACACGCGAAGCUAUGGAUUUUGGCGAAGGAACUAGGAAUCGAAGACCUAGCAAGCAUUCUUCUCGGUAUCAUGGAUAACACUGAACCUGGCGAAGAUACCGACAAAGGAAAUGCUCUGAAGGACUUCCAGGCUACGGUAUAUAUGGUACGUUACAGAGAACUGGAGGAUGUCGCUAUCUCGAAGACUCUAUCGGCUAUGAAUAACCAUAAUAUCAUCCGAACCCUAAAGAAUAUGCCAGAUGAGAUGCGAAGUGACUUUACAUUGGCUAUGAUGAAGGGCUGCGUUACUCUGACGGGCUGGAGUAAUGGGCUUGGCUUUGAAGGAGAGGACCUCAGUGGUCGCGAAUAUCGAGUUCGACGCCGCAAAGCAAAGCUAGGUGAUAAGAUCGAGGAAGCGCCUGGUGAGAAGAUUGCAUAUUGUUCGGAAAAUUUGAGUGAGAGUGGCUCGGAUGGGGAGAGUUUCCACCACUCUGAUGACGAGAUCAUUCCUGAGACAGAACUUCUUGAUCACGACGAGACGCUUGACAAUUACGUCAGAAUCGGUUAG
This is a messenger RNA of Cadophora gregata, 582 nucleotides long. RefSeq lists its product as uncharacterized. The transcript has 2 exons. Lineage: Eukaryota; Fungi; Ascomycota; Leotiomycetes; Helotiales; Ploettnerulaceae. The record is from RefSeq and is a predicted model, not a curated record. The coding region runs from base 1 to 582 and encodes 193 amino acids.